GUGAUUCGGUUUGGUUUUUUUUUUUUUUUUUUUAACAUCACUAGGUGCGGGUUUGCCCCAUUAUCACCCUACAAGACGUUUGUCCCCUCUAUAGACGACGGACAUAGAAGCAUUCAAAGUUUUCACUCUGAUGAUCUCGCAAAACCUCCCAUCUUCAUGUUCAUUUCCGCGAGUCUCAGUCUCAGACUCAAAACUUCACCACAUUCUCUUCCCUUUCCUCUAAGAUGGAUUUCAUCUUCCACUUCAACCAAAACAAUAACCCCUCCACAACACUUCAUUCGCAUUUUCACCAAUGCAAGACACCACCAAAACCAUUCCGAAUGCGAACUUGCAUUAGUUUCCGCACUCAAAUCAUGUUCCUCUCUCUCCUUCAUCUCUCAAGGUCGCCAAAUUCAUACGCUCAGUUUGAAACUUGGACUACACUCCAACACUUUCAUUCAAAAUAGCUUGAUUAACAUGUACGCAAAAUGCGGUUCAAUUUCUGAUGCUCAGUUGAUGUUUAAUGCUUGUCCUGGAUUGGAUUAUGUUUCUUGUAAUAUAAUGGUAUCUGGGUAUGUUAGAGCUGGUCAAUUGGAUAAUGCACGUAAACUGUUUGAUGUAAUGCCUAGUAAAGGUUGUGUUUCUUAUACUACUAUGAUAAUGGGUUUUGUUCAAAAUGGAUUCUUUGGUGAAGCUCUUGAGGUUUUUAAGGAUAUGAGGUGUUGUGGUGUUGUUCCAAAUGAUUUGACUUUGGUUAAUGUCAUAUCUGCUUGUUCGCAUUUUGGUGAAAUUUUGAAUUGUCGGAUGGUUCAUGGUUUGGUUGUUAAAUUGUUUGUUGAUGGGUUGGUUAUUGUUUCGACAAAUUUGAUGCAUGCAUAUUGUCUUUGUUCGGGUGUACCGGAAGCUAGGAGGUUGUUUGAUGAGAUGCCUGAAAAGAAUUUGGUCACGUGGAAUGUGAUGUUGAAUGGAUAUGCUAAGACAGGCCUUGUUGACAAGGCUAGGGAGGUGUUUGAGGGAAUUUGUGAAAAAGAUGUGGUUUCUUGGGGCACGAUGAUUGAUGGUUAUAUCCAAAAGGGUCGUUUGUGUGAAGCUUUAGAGAUUUAUCGCGCAAUGCUGCAAACUGGACACGGACCUAAUGAAGUCAUGCUUGUGAAUUUGGUUUCAGCAUGUGGUCGUAAGACUGCAGUUGUUGAUGGUUUGCAAUUGCAUGGAACGGUUGUUAAGAGAGGCUUUGAUUGUUACAAUUUUAUACAGACUACAAUCAGCUAUUUUUAUGCAGCUUGUGGAAUGAUGGACCGUGCGUGUUUGCAAUUUGAAGUGGGUGUAAAGGAUCACUUAGAAUCAUGGAAUGCUCUUGUCGCUGGAUUCAUAAAAAAUGGAAUGAUGGAUCAUGCAAGGAAAACAUUUGAUGUGAUGCCUCAAAGAGAUGUGUUUUCAUGGAGUACCAUGAUUUCUGGCUAUGCACAAACUGAACAGCCCAAAAUGGCUAUUGAACUCUUCCAUAAAAUGGUAGCUAGUGGGAUCAAACCUAAUGAAGUUACCAUGGUGAGUGUAUUCUCUGCAAUUGCCACAUUAGGUACAUUGCAGGAAGGAAGAUUGGCCCAUGAAUAUAUGCGUAGUGAAUCCAUUCCUUUCAAUGACAAUUUACGUGCUGCUUUGAUUGAUAUGUACGCAAAAUGUGGGAGCAUCAACGCUGCCCUUCAAUUUUUCAAUCAGAUUCGAGAUAAGGUUUAUUCUGUGUCACCAUGGAAUGCAAUUAUAUGCGGGUUAGCCUCGCAUGGACAUGCAAGUAUGUGCCUAGAGGUUUUUUCUGAUAUGCAGCGGUAUCAUAUUAAACCGAAUCCUAUUACAUUUAUUGGGGUCCUAAGCGCUUGUUGCCAUGCCGGGUUGGUGGAGUACGGACGGAGAAUAUUUAAAAGUAUGAAUAGUGCAUAUAAUGUAGAACCAGAUAUCAAGCAUUAUGGUUGUAUGAUUGAUCUUUUGGGGAGAUCUGGUCUAUUAGAAGAAGCUGAAGAAACGAUAAGGAGCAUGCCAAUGGAGGCUGACGUCGUGAUAUGGGGAACUUUAUUAGCAGCAUGUAGAACUCAUGGAAAUGUUAACAUAGGAGAGAGGGCUGCAGAGAAUUUGGCGAGGGUGGCGCCAUCUCAUGGUGGAGGCAAAGUUCUCCUAUCAAAUAUAUAUGCAGACGCGGGCAGGUGGGAGGAUGUAUCAUUCGUAAGAAGUGUCAUGCAGAGUCAGACUAUGGAGAGAGAACCUGGCUGCAGUGGUGUUGUUAGGUAGUUAAAGGAGUUUCAAUCCACUUAACAUCUUGCAGUUUGAAUUUUUUUUCUUAAAAUAUCAUAUUGCAAUCAGGUUUCAUAAAUUGUCUCGAAAUAGUCCUCAUUAGUUGUGAUUUAAGUACACUGUUACCGUAUAUUUAUUUGAGCUUCAAAUUAGUUUCUUCUGGAUCUAGAAAGUGCAAAUAAGGCAAUACUACAUGUUUUUCUUC
Messenger RNA from Trifolium pratense (red clover), 2467 nucleotides. Its product is annotated as pentatricopeptide repeat-containing protein At5g19020, mitochondrial. Gene Ontology annotation, biological process: RNA modification. NCBI's taxonomy places the organism in Eukaryota, Viridiplantae, Streptophyta, Magnoliopsida, Fabales, Fabaceae. The record is from RefSeq and is a predicted model, not a curated record. Gene Ontology annotation, molecular function: RNA binding; protein binding. Bases 157 to 2259 code for a protein of 700 amino acids. The transcript has a single exon.